Exserohilum turcica Et28A is the source of this 882-nucleotide messenger RNA. RefSeq lists its product as uncharacterized. The coding region runs from base 1 to 882 and encodes 293 amino acids. The record is from RefSeq and is a predicted model, not a curated record. The transcript has 4 exons. Gene Ontology annotation, biological process: transmembrane transport. Gene Ontology annotation, molecular function: transmembrane transporter activity. NCBI's taxonomy places the organism in Eukaryota, Fungi, Ascomycota, Dothideomycetes, Pleosporales, Pleosporaceae.
AUGUCUGCAGACUUCUGGGCUGGCUACAUGUCGGGCGCAGCAGGCAUUAUCAUCGGGAACCCGCUGGACCUGAUCAAAACGCGUCUUCAAGCCGGCAACAAGACGGCGCUGCAGAACGUACAACAGAGUGUGCAGAGCUUCAGAGCGCAUUUUGAAAAUGCCGGGACGCUUGUACGAGGCUCCACAGCACCGAUCCUAACCUACGGCGCCCUCAACGCCCUACUCUUCGUAACCUACAACCGCACCCUCUCGCUGCUCGCCGACUCGCCCACGUCGCCAGCCAACCUCUCCAAGGUAUUUGUCGCGGGCGCCACCGGCGGCCUCGCGAGCUUCGUCGUCAGCGCACCCACCGAGCUGAUCAAGUGCCGGGCGCAGGUCGCCACGAGUCGGCACACGACGUCGUGGAGCGUUGCGCGCGACGUGUGGAGGGCUGAAGGCGUCCGCGGCUUGUACUAUGGCGGUGCGAUUACUAGUGUGAGAGAUGCGGUGGGGUAUGGAUUCUACUUUUGGUCGUAUGAACUCUCCAAGCAGGCCUGGAGCUCGCCCGAUGACUCGCAUCAACAGACAGCCAUGAAGGUGCUCAUGUGUGGGGGUCUGGCCGGCGUGAUUACCUGGGCAUCCAUCUUCCCCUUGGAUGUGGUCAAGACGAGGCUGCAGACGCAGAUACUGCAUGACCCGGCCAAACAAGGCGAGCAAAGUGGGCUCCUGCAGCCAGAGACGCCCAAGACGCGAAUGGGCUCGGUGGAAAUUGCCAGACACGCAUAUCGGACAGAGGGCGCGGGCGUCUUCUUCCGUGGCCUGGGCAUAUGCAGUGUGCGUGCCUUCAUUGUCAAUGCCGUCCAAUGGGCCAUGUACGAGUGGAUGAUGAAGCUGCUGCAAUAG